Molecule: messenger RNA, 1688 nt
Organism: Bactrocera oleae (olive fruit fly)
Lineage: Eukaryota; Metazoa; Arthropoda; Insecta; Diptera; Tephritidae
Source: RefSeq, a predicted model, not a curated record
GGUUUUAUUAGAACGUACACUUUCAGAGGUGGCGAACUAUUGUGAAUGAGACUUUCAAGCACCCCUUAUACCAUGUAUUUUUCAAAAUGCAAGGAAAACCAAUGCAAAUUAUAAGCAUUUGUGGAGAAGAAGAUUCGUCCAGUUUUCGUUGCAUUCUGCAAUUAAAUGAAGAUGAAUUAAAUAAGAUGUUAUUGGACGAAAAAAUCAAAGAUCGCGUAGUGUCUGUGAUUUCAGUAGCCGGAGCUUUUCGCAAAGGGAAAAGCUUUCUUUUGGAUUUCUUUCUACGUUACAUGUAUGCCAAAUACGUUUAUAAUAACUUGAAUGAUAACGAUUGGUUUGGCGAUGAGAAUGAACCACUACAAGGAUUUUCAUGGCGAGGCGGUUCGCAACGCGAUACCAUUGGAAUUUUAAUAUGGUCUGACAUCUUCCUAUAUGACUUUCCAAAUGGAGAAAAAGUUGCAAUAAUUUUAAUGGACACGCAGGGCACUUUCGAUUGUGACAGUACCAUGAAGGAUUGUGCCAAUAUUUUUGCACUAAGCACAAUGAUAUCCUCAGUUCAAAUUUUCAAUAUUCAAUCUAAUAUACAAAAGGACGAUCUACAGCAUUUGCAGUUAUUCACCGAGUAUGCUCGUAUUGCUAUGGAGAAUACGGGAAAGAAACCAUUUCAAAAGUUACAAUUUUUAAUACGCGACUGGAUCCAUAUCUGUGAAGCUCCGUUCGGUGCACUCGGUGGUAAACAAAUACUGGAACAAACAAUAUUUUCGAAAGACAAGAGAUCGGAGGAGAAUGAACAACUAUGUAAGAAUGUGACAACUAGUUUCAACGAAAUUGAUUGUUAUUUAAUGCCACAUCCUGGUGAUGCUAUCGAAAACCCCAAUUUUCGCGGUUGUUUAAAAGAUCUUCGAAGCGAGUUCAGGAAACAUUUACGCGACUUGAUUCCCUUAAUUUUGGCACCGGAAAAUUUAAUUAUCAAAGAAAUAAACGGGGAGAAGUUAAAAGUCGCUCAUCUCCUAAACUACAUUCGGUCAUAUUUUGAAUCAUUCAACAGCAAGGAGUUCCCAGAGCCUACAACAAUUUUUAAGGCUACUGCUGAGGCAAAUAAUCAAAUCCAUGCCUCAAAAGCCGAAGAAUCAUAUAUGGACAAAAUGAACGAACUAACCAGUCCCGAAAAACCAUAUAUUGCGGAAGAAGAACUAAACAAAAGGCAUGAGGAAUUUCAAACGGAAGCGCUUGCAUCUUAUAUGAAUACGCCAUUAUUGGGCAAAGCAGAUUUUUUGAAGAAAUAUUGCAAAAAAAUAAAAAACUAUACUUCGUCCAGAUUUCAACAAUUCGUCAAGAUCAAUAAAGCUAAACUGGAUCUAGCCGAACUCAAUUAUUUAAACAAUAUGAAUAAAUGCAUUAUAGAUUUUGAGAAGCUUAUGGAUAAUAUGCUUAUAGGAAAUGAAUAUAUUCCUCCAAAUGAGUUCAAUAGCAAAAUGGAAGCUGUAAAAUUGAAAAUUCUAGAACAGUUUGAUUCGAUUCGAUUGAGCAGUACAGAGGAUAUACAUAGACACAUUCGUGAUGAACUUAAAGAGGCUGUCGAAAAACAUUGCAUUAAAUACAAACAACACAAUGAUAUUAAAUUGGAUUUGAUCAAAUCCGCUAUUACUAUGGAGAGUUCGGAAGCGAAGAAGUUAUACAAAGAACUC